AUGGAACGAAUAAAACGACCAUUAGACGACACUGUUCAUGACUAUGAUAAUAACAAAAAACAAAAAUUACUCGUAACAACAAAUAAAUCUCAUUUUGAAAGUUUAGCAAAUGAAAUAAUCUAUGAAAUAUUUGAAUAUCUUGAUGUUUACAACAUUUAUUAUGGAUUCUAUUAUCUUAAUAGUCGAUUUCGAAACUUAAUUAUUAAUUCAAUUUUUCCUUUUCAAGUCAAUUUUCCAACAAUAUCAAAAUCAGAUUUUGAACUUUACCAUGCAAAUGUAAUUAAACCAAAUAAAUAUCGAAUCAAAAUUCUUCGUUUAUCGAAUCCGUUUACAGUUGAUAUUAUUUUGUCACUACCACCUACUAUUUAUAAUGAAAAAAUAGCACCGUUAAAUUUUAAUGGACCUAUACAAAGUUCUAUUGAAUAUCUUACAAUUGAUAGUCAUUUUCCAUAUGAAUCACUUAAUAAACUAUUACUUUGUCUUCCAAAACUUCAUCAUUUAUCAAUUAAUUAUCUUGUUAAAUCAAAUAAUUCAGAGGUUGAUCUUUAUCCAAUUAUACUCAAAGAUUUAAAAUAUGUUUCUUUGGGACUUUAUUCUAUUUACUUUUAUCACUUUUCAAAGUUGGUGAAAAGCUUUUUUCGUUAUGUUGAAGUUUUACGGAUUUCAACAUAUGAAAAUUCAACAUAUUCACAUGCUGAACAAUGGGAAGAAUUAAUUUCUUCUUCAAUGCCAAAUCUACGUAUUUUCGAUAUGCAAAGUAGUUAUGCUAGUGCAUUAGAUGCAUUCCUCUAUGCUUGUUUAAUUGGUGGAUUUCACUCGAAGUUUUGGACUGAAAAACAAUGGUUUUUUGAACAUCGACAUGAUCAUGACGACAGUUCAAGAAGUGGAAUAUUUUUUUCAACAAAUCCAUAUCGAAGAAAAGAUCAUACAUUUCGUUGGCGAUACGAUUAUUACAAUAGUUCACAAUCUCAAAAAGUUGACCGCAAAUCAAUCAAACAUGUUUCUGUUUGUGAUUAUGGCAGAGUAUAUUAUGGCUCGAUGUUAACAGUUCUUGAUCCACUUAUGCCUUUACGACAAGUGAACAAAUUGGUAGUUGAUUGUCAUAAUUUUCCAGUUAAAGAACUUGUGAAUUUAAUAAAUGUCAUGCCUAAUUUACAUAUAUUAAAAUGGAAUUAUCAAUCUAUUGAUUCAACAAAGUCAAAAUUAAUUCAAGAAAGUGAAACUUUUAAAUCUGUAUUAUGUACAAAUAAAAUUCAACAUUUAGAAAUUCUUCAUUGCUGUUCAUUAGAAGAAAUUCGUUUUUUUAUUAAUUUAUUUCCAAAAUUAGAAUAUCUUAAAACUGGUAUAUAUAGAAGAGAAUUCGUUCCAAUUACACGAUGUCUAUUCUCAACAAUGCAUCAUUUAUUUUUCUUGUGCUUUACAGAUGUACCUAAAACAUAUUUAAAAAAUUUAACUGCUUUUAUUAAGUUAGAACACUUACUCGAUGAAUAUUUUAUUAAAUUUAUUGAUCAUGACUUGUAUUUAUGGUGGUAG
Messenger RNA from Rotaria socialis, 1533 nucleotides. NCBI's taxonomy places the organism in Eukaryota, Metazoa, Rotifera, Eurotatoria, Philodinida, Philodinidae. The record is from the annotation of a GenBank genome assembly.